AUGGAACCGGGCCUGGCCUUCCUGCUUCCCCUCUUCAUGGGGCUCCUCCAGCCAGGCCGCGGUGGGCGCCUGGAGGUGGAGCCCCCCGAGCCCGUGGUGGCAGUGGCCGUGGGCGAGUCGAGGCAGCUCACCUGCCGCCUGCCCUGUGCGGGCCCCAGGGCCGCCUCGGUGCAGUGGCGGGGCCUGGACACUAGCCUGGGCGCGGUGCAGUCGGGCGCCGGCAGCAGCGUCCUCUCCGUGCGCAACGCCUCACUGUCGUCUGCGGGGACCCGUGUGUGUGUGGGCUCCUGCGGGAGCCUCACCUACCAGCACACCGUGCGACUCCUGGUGUUUGCCUUCCCGAACCAGCUGACUGUCUCCCCAGUGGACCUGGUGGCCGGGCGGGACCAAGAGUUGGCCUGCACAGCCCACAACAUCACGCCUGCCAGCCCUGAUGUCCUCUCCUUGUCCCUGCUCCUGGGGGACCAGGAACUGGAGGGGGUGCAGGAGCUGGGCCUGGAGGAGGAUGAGGAGCCCCAGGAGGGCGAGGACCCGUUGUUCCAAGUGACAAAGCGCUGGCUGCUUCCCCCCCUGGGAACACCUCCACUCACCCUCCACUGCCAGGCGACCAUGAGGCUGCCGGGCUUGGAGCUGAGCCACCGAAAGCCCAUUCCAGUCCGGCACAGCCUGACCUCCCAGGAGACCCGGGUCACAACCUCCCUAGAGGCCAUCCUGGAGCAGAACUCUACCCCCAGCCCCGGGGGUCCUGGGAACAGCCCCACGCCUGGGAACAGCCCCACGCCUGGGAACAGCCCCACGCCUGGGAACAGCUCCACCAGGCCCUGCCACCCUGAGAUCCACCAGUCGCCAACACCAGGGGGUCUGGAGCUGCUGUGUGAAGCGGCCUGUGGCCCUGGCAUAGCUGUGCAUUGGACCCGGGCACCCGGCGACCUGGCAGCUUACAAGAAGAGGGAGGACGGGGCCCAGGCUUGGCUGAGCGUGCUGUGGGCUGGAUGCAACCCCGAGGGCUGGUUCCAGUGUCGCCUGGACCCCGGGGGCCACACAGCCAGUCUGUACCUACUCCCAGAGACCUGCUCCCCACCAAUGUCCGAAGCCCUGUGGAUGGGCAGCCUGGUGCUGGGGCUGCUCCUCCUGACGGUCCUCACCUACCGCCUGUGGAAAUGCUGCCAGCCCGCCAGGGGACCGCAAGGCCCACCAGCACCUCUGAAGUGGCCUACCUUUCCUUCAACCCCGUUGUGACCAGAGGACGAUUGCAGG
This is a messenger RNA of Myotis lucifugus (little brown bat), 1257 nucleotides long. RefSeq names its product mucosal vascular addressin cell adhesion molecule 1 (gene MADCAM1). Gene Ontology annotation, biological process: leukocyte tethering or rolling; heterotypic cell-cell adhesion; positive regulation of lymphocyte migration. The record is from RefSeq and is a predicted model, not a curated record. Lineage: Eukaryota; Metazoa; Chordata; Mammalia; Chiroptera; Vespertilionidae. Bases 1 to 1239 code for a protein of 412 amino acids. Gene Ontology annotation, molecular function: integrin binding involved in cell-matrix adhesion. Gene Ontology annotation, cellular component: membrane. The transcript is spliced from 5 exons.